AUGGGUGGCACACUAGUUCUUUCCACGCUAGUCAUUUCAGUUGUACUACUACUGAACCAAUCCUCAGUAUUUGUUUCAGGAUUGAUCCCCGGAGAGGUUACUGUUCAUAUGGCCAAUAACUUGCUCCCAACUGAACAGGAACUCACUGUUCACUGCCAAUCCGGAGACGACGAUCUGGGAAUUCAAAACCUUCCUUACCUAGCCGAUUACCAGUUCAAAUUUCAUAUCAACGUCGGAGACACGACCCUCUUCUUUUGUAACUUUGAGUGGCUAAACACUACGACGUCAGAUUACCAAACAGUUUCCGGCAAGUAUGACAUAUACGUGGCCAAGAGGGAUGAGUACCGGUGCGGCACCUACUGCAACUGGAGAAUUCAAGAAGAAGGCCUCUUUUCAUACAACGACAACCCGGAUGCCAAAUACUGGGAGCGCCUCUACACAUGGCCUGGCCACACCAUUUGA
Molecule: messenger RNA, 462 nt
Organism: Fragaria vesca subsp. vesca
Lineage: Eukaryota; Viridiplantae; Streptophyta; Magnoliopsida; Rosales; Rosaceae
Exons: 1
Coding region: 1-462 (153 amino acids)
Source: RefSeq, a predicted model, not a curated record